Messenger RNA from Bacidia gigantensis, 852 nucleotides. RefSeq lists its product as uncharacterized. The transcript is spliced from 2 exons. Bases 1 to 852 code for a protein of 283 amino acids. NCBI's taxonomy places the organism in Eukaryota, Fungi, Ascomycota, Lecanoromycetes, Lecanorales, Ramalinaceae. The record is from RefSeq and is a predicted model, not a curated record.
AUGUCUGGCGGCGGACGCAUUGGCUUCGACGCCCCCUACAUGCCUCGAGGCUGCGACAUGCGAUGGUUCUCCACCGAAGAGAUCUGUGAAAUUUUAUCCCGGUUCGAGAACGUCAUCAUCAUCGGUGACAGCAUGAUGAGACACGUCAUAGGUAGCAUCAACGUGUUGAUCAGGAAGGAUUUAGGAUAUGGGGCCGUGACUGAUUGGAAUUUUUCGCCGGAGGAAAGGUUUGCUCUUGCUGCAGGUAUCAAAUUACAAGGGUUACGCGACUGUUUCUGCAAUUACCAAUUCAACGUCAAGGCUUGCUCGAUCCAAGGUAUCUUCAAGACUGCCGACGUCGUAAAGAACGACCCAGAUAGCGUCGUCUGCCCGCCCAACACCAUCGAGGUGAUGAUUGAGCAAAUGAUCAAAUUCCCUAUCCCGCCCGAGGAACUGUCCCGCUUGCAUGACCUACUUCCUGCUACAAAGCCCAAGCGCCCUUACGCUUUCAUCUUUGGCCACGGUCUCUGGAAUGAUCUGGACUUACAAGCCACGCUCUAUUGGCUUGAUUUAAUUCUAGACAACAUUAAGGAGAAAGCUCACUGGCUUGCUCCUAGCUCUGGUUCCCAGUCAGCCAAAGCAGGCGAGGGCAAAAGAUAUGAAAGAAAGCGUGAUAAAACUUUCUUUCCGAAAUUGUUCUUGACACCAAAUGCGUCAGGGCGGGAAAAGCCGGAUGAGUGGUUGGUGAGUCAAGGGAACAAGGCACUGAUGAUUUUUGAAGAGAGUGUGGGGAUUGAAGUGGAGAGGAGAGGAGUGGAACAUCUGGGAACCUGGAACAUGAGUGCGCAGAGUAAUAAGUUCGAUGGAGUGUGA